AUGCAACUGGCUGAAAAGGCGUCGCAAAAACGUCCUCUUUCUUUUUCCGAUGAUGCGUAUGAAUGGGAUAGCAUACGGGAUGAUGUUCCUGCGGACAUAAAAUGGAAUUCAAUGAAAUCUGUGCUGUGUGAAGACAGCGAACGACCGAUUCCGCGCAAUGACUUUUCUAUCGCUUGGGUGCCCAACGGCUAUGAGUUCUCCAGCGGUCGCCCUGCGAAGCGAAGAAAGAUGAUGGCUCCGCGCCCUCCUGUGGUUAAACCGAAGAGCACUUUCACGUGCGAGUUUUUGGAUGAAGGAGAUAAGGAGCUUGCUUCAAGCAUUAUCCAGAACGUCUCCUCCGCACCUGGAACAUUCGUGUUUGAAAGUGCGGAGAAGGAAGCUUUUACUCGUCUCAUACCAAUCCCAGCUGGCAUGUCGACAGACAAAGCUACUCAAGGCAAUUGGCAUAUGGAGGGAAAUGAUUGCAACUUGGAAACGCUGCUAACUUCUGUGGCUCCAAAAACUUGCAGGAUCUCAUUCCCAGCUUGGGGCACUCCACAACGUAAAGAUCGCAAAUACGAGACAUUGCAUGUGGAUCGCAACAUCAAAAUGGAAGAUAUACAAGCGGGCGAUGGACCACGCUCUUGGUCGAUUUUGGAAGCUCUGGUGAAGCGCCAGUUCGUAGAAAUGCCGUCUGAUUCGAGAUAUGCGGCAGCCAAAAGCAUUGUUCAAGUGCUGAAUGCGUUGCCUAAGCAGUAAGCUACAGAUUCAAAUGAUGUGUUCUUUGCAAGUGCAACCGCAAGGUUUCUGUAUGUAUUUUGGAAUCUGACUUCAUUGUUAUUUUUAUCGAUCUCGUCUAAUGACAGGUCAAAACUCAUUAGCAGAUAAGUUUCUUUGCUGCGUCUCUGAAUAAGUCACAUUUGCUGCAAUCAUGCAAGCACCUCUUACUUGUCUUGCUUUUUUAUAAGUCAAGGGAAUCUAUUUAUCUCCCAAUAUCCAUAUGAUUAGGUGUGUUUUGGUUGGAUACCAACCGAGUUGGAAUAGAUCAUCAUUACAGGGCC
This is a messenger RNA of Cylicocyclus nassatus, 1040 nucleotides long. The record is from the annotation of a GenBank genome assembly. NCBI's taxonomy places the organism in Eukaryota, Metazoa, Nematoda, Chromadorea, Rhabditida, Strongylidae.